CUCUAUAUAUCUUAAAUGUUAGUACAAGUACCAUACUACCAUGGCUAAACUCGGUCUUUUCUCCCGGACCGAUCUCCAGAACUUAGCUCUCUUACAACAAAAUCAACACCAAACCCAGUUAUCAAGCCCUAAUUUGGUCCCCAAAGCCUGGAUGUGGAACCCUAAGCCAGUUCAAGAACCCGAAGAUGACUCAUGGGAGGUGAGAGCCUUCGCGGAGGACACUGGUAAUGUAAUGGGCACCACAUGGCCUCCAAGGUCUUACACUUGCACAUUUUGUAGAAGAGAAUUCCGAUCCGCCCAAGCCCUAGGCGGCCACAUGAAUGUGCACCGCCGCGACCGGGCCCGCCUCCACCAAUCCCAUCCUCAGAUGAACCCGGCAGCAAUCUCAUCAGCUUCCACUACCUCACUCAUAAUCCCAACUCAAGAAUUUGUGAAUUCAAAUGGUGGAUUAUCCCUUGUUUACCAAUUGCCAAGCCCUAGUAGUAUAAAUGGUGCAUCCUUCAAUACUGCGACAACUUGGAUGAGCUCAAGUAGCACAAAUGGUCAUGGUGUUGAGUCAUUACCAUCCAUUCUUCAUUCAGUUUCACCCAAUAUUCCACCCCAUGACUACUUAGUGUCAGUUGUGCCACCAGCUGGAAGAAGCAAUUCUAAUUCCCAAUAUUGUCACUCAAACAAAUCAUCAGCUCAUGAUGAUCCGGAACCCUCAACGUCCGGAACAGAAAAUGGCAAUUUUGAAGAGCUUGAUUUAGAGCUUCGGCUUGGGCAUGGUCGACCGGCAAUACCAUCUUGAUUCUUCGACAAACAAGAAAUUAAGGGACGAUUGAUAUACAAGCUUAUUAAGGCGGGUGUGUCUGCAGCUAGAAGUUGGA
Molecule: messenger RNA, 869 nt
Organism: Malus domestica (apple)
Lineage: Eukaryota; Viridiplantae; Streptophyta; Magnoliopsida; Rosales; Rosaceae
Product: transcriptional regulator SUPERMAN-like
Source: RefSeq, a predicted model, not a curated record